Eutrema salsugineum is the source of this 207-nucleotide messenger RNA. Its product is annotated as protein RALF-like 36. The record is from RefSeq and is a predicted model, not a curated record. The transcript has a single exon. Bases 1 to 207 code for a protein of 68 amino acids. Lineage: Eukaryota; Viridiplantae; Streptophyta; Magnoliopsida; Brassicales; Brassicaceae.
AUGGUCAUAUCCAAGAAAAAGAUUGUUUUUGCAUUGGCUCUCAUAGCUAUUAUAUGUAUUGUCAUGAACAAAACUGAAGCCGAAAGCAUAGGGAGUGGAGCUAUGAGCAAAGAUGAAAUGGGUUGCAACCCGCCAAAUUGCCAUAAGCAACAGGCUAAUCCAUAUAAACCGGGUUGUGAUCCUAUCGAAAGAUGUCGUGGUGGUUGA